AUGAUCUGUGGACCGUUUUCCACUCUCAAGGGUCCCAUUGGACCGGAUGACGUGGCGAAGCUUCCCAAGUGGAACUUCGACGGCUCCAGCACUGGCCAGGCACCCGGUGACGAUAGCGAGGUCAUUCUCUACCCGCAAGCAAUCUUCAAGGACCCGUUCCGCGGAGGAAACAACAUUCUGGUCGUUUGCGACUGCUACACGCCGCAAGGCCAGCCCAUUCCCACGAACAAGCGCGCCUUCGCUGCCGAAAUUUUCGAGAAAGUGAAGGAGCACGAGGCCUGGUUCGGACUGGAGCAGGAGUACACGCUGAUGCAGAAGGACGUCAACUGGCCGCUCGGGUGGCCCACGGGCGGAUACCCCGCGCCGCAGGGGCCGUACUACUGCGGCACGGGCGCGGACAAGGCGUGGGGCCGCGACAUCGUUGACGCGCACUACAAGGCGUGCCUGUACGCGGGGGUCAAGAUCAGCGGCAUCAAUGCAGAGGUCAUGCCCGGCCAGUGGGAGUUCCAAGUGGGUCCGUGCACGGGCAUUGAGGCGGGCGAUCACCUCUGGAUGGGACGCUACCUGCUCGAGAGAGUGACGGAGAUGGCUGGUGUUGUCCUGACGCUCGAUCCCAAGCCCAUUCAGGGCGACUGGAACGGGGCAGGGUGCCACACGAACUACAGCACCAAGGCGAUGCGCGAGGAGGGCGGGUACGACGUGAUCCUGAAGGCCAUUGAGAAGCUGGGCCUGCGGCACAAGGAGCACAUCGCCGCCUAUGGCGAGGGCAACGAGCGGCGCCUCACUGGCAAGCACGAGACUGCAGACGUCAACACCUUCUCAUGGGGUGUGGCGAACCGUGGGUGCUCGGUGCGAGUGGGGCGGGACACGGAGGCGGAGAAGAAGGGGUACUUUGAGGACCGCCGGCCGGCCAGCAACAUGGACCCCUACGUGGUCACGGCCAAGAUCGCCGACACCACCAUCCUCUGGGACCCCAAGG
Molecule: messenger RNA, 979 nt
Organism: Closterium sp. Naga37s-1
Lineage: Eukaryota; Viridiplantae; Streptophyta; Zygnematophyceae; Desmidiales; Closteriaceae
Source: the annotation of a GenBank genome assembly